CAGUGAGCAAAACUCCCUUACAACUACGUAAGCUUGUUCAAAGUGGCAGACAGUUUUAUCUAUUGUUUUGAUGCAGUAUUUAGCAAAAGGGAAUAAUAAAUAGCUGUUAAAAGACAGUUAUUGCAGAACUCUCCAGUAACGUGAGAGACAGGCAUCAACUGUGACAGUCAACCCAUAUGAUGCAUACACACACCCCUUAGCAGAGAAACAGGCUGUGAUCUAUUCCCAUUCUUCUUUGAGACCUUCACUUCCAAGGCCUUCCCAAAAUCACCUACCACCCAGAGUCCCCAUGACUAGCAACCCAAAGCGUUGGGUGAUAAAGCCCUUCUCCCCUAAGCUAGAACAGUUGGAUUUACGCUCCAUAUUGAGCCCUACUGACCCACCACAGUCGCUAGAGAAAAUGUGGAGUAGCAGUCAGGACGGUGACUCUUUCAGUUAUAGCCUGGUAAGCACAACAGUAACAAGCAUGCAGCCCACUGUGAUGGUGUCAUCUGGGAGUGGCAAAAGCACUCCAGAAGUGGUUGUCCAGGCUCGACAAGUGUCUGUGUCUGAGGAUGGAAGUGACAGUGAAGAAUGGAGGCCCAGUACUCCAAGCAACCCCAGCAGCCCUAACAGCAGCACAGGUUCACAUGUCGGGUUCUAUUCAUUUGUAGAUGACCCAGCAAGCCCAGAAGCAGAGCUUAAUAAAGUUUACAUGGUUUCUCCGACAAGACAGGCAAAGCUGAACACCCUGAAACAGAAGAACACCUUUAAACUGCAGACUUACACAGAGGGUAAGAGACCUGGACGGCUGUUUGAAGAAACGAAUGGAGAUGACCUUUACAGAGUUGAGGAAGCCUCCACAGUGAAUGAAAAGGAGGAAAAUCCAGACCGAAUUGAGAUCAUUCGAAAUCAGGCACCCAAGAAAAGCCCUGCCCUUAAAGAACAGUGGAGUGCCUUAGAAAAUCUGGACCUCAGUAACACUCCAAAAAGGCUUCUGGACGGGUUUAGUUUGCUCUACAAACCAGUGAGUGUCAAGACUGAACAGGUCAGGGUUGAGCCUGAAACCAUAGACAAGGAGCAAAUCGACUUCAACGCAGCACGAAAGCAGUUUCUAAUAAUGGAACAAUCAAAAAAGAAUGCCUUCCAACAGAGUCAUCAGCAUCUUCCUUACUCCCCCAAAAUGCGAGGACGAACUAUGUCCUCAACUGCCAGCAUCUUUACUCCAAAAGAAGUAAGCAAAGAGAAUAGCUUAGAAGAGAAUCAGUUCACACUAGCAGCACAGCAAAAGACAGAAGUAAACACUGUGACUGUGACAGAAGAUCAAGAAGAUGGAGUUCUGAGUGUUGCUACAGAUGAUGUUGAAUCUGGUUUUGGUGAUCUAACAGUAGGUUAUACCAGUGAUGAGAGAAUUUCAAAUGACCCUUCCAUUUCAGAGAUGGAAAGCAGCUUUGCAUUGCUUAGUACGGAGACCCCCAUUCAAAGGGAAAUUAGAAUUUCUAGGGAACGAGAAGAGGAUUUGCGGCGAUCAAGGGGUAUCUUGCGCACAGACAUUUCGGAGAUGGUGGAGAUCAGGACAAAACCAAUUCUUUCCCUUUCAUCACAGAUAAAAGCUGCAAAAUCCAAAGAACCAAACAGAGUGAGCUUUCUUAUUCAGAGAGAGCUUGAACUUGAGAAACAACGACAGUUCCCAAUCCCAGAUCAUAAUCGGGAAAACCAAGCACAGGACAAGAAGUCAUCAUUUGAGUCACAUCCCCAAGAUAUUCCAAACAUAUCUUUGAAGCCAAGUCAAAGGGAAAAUGAACUAGAGCAAAGAACAGUUUCUGCAGAUGACAUGUGGAUUACAGAGCAACCUGUACUAGUAGAGGAAGGUGACCUCUCUGAUACAAAGGAAGUUCUUUCCCCUUGCUGUCCACAUAGACAUCCUGAUGAAUCUACACUUCAGAGAAACACUGACUGCAGCACUUCUGGAAGCAAAGUCCAAAUAGGUGCAUAUUCGGAGGAAAACGACUAUUCUAAAGUAAGGGUUUAUAAUGAAAAUGGUGUUGACAGUCGAAACAUUAAUCCUGGAACACAGAAAAAAUCAUCCUGGAUUGUGGAAAAUGACAAUAGCAUGACACAAAAGAACAGAGUAUACUCUCCAACUAUGCUGUCCCAACUGGAUCUUGAAAAAACUAGGUACAGCUCUUCCUGGAGAUCUCACCUAGAGCCAACCAAGUGGAGACCUAAAAUGCAGAAUGCUCCAGACAGUAUCCGCCAAGAAAUUGAAGAGGACCUCAGGAGAGAACAAGAGCUUCAAGAACUAAGAGAGUCUCUCUCAGUACCCAACUCAGCUGUGACAUCUCUGAAAACUUAUUCUGAACCCAGAUCUCCACUAAUUGGCAAUGACGAAAACUUAUUAUCGCCAGAAACUCCACACAUUGUACCUCCAGAAAAGAAGACUGAUCAUAGUUCCACUUAUUCCUGGAGUCUGGCUACUUCUUCUGUAUCCCAGCUAUCCAUGGCAGAUAAAAGUCAACAGAUGGCCUCACCACAACAGAAUUCCAGACUGCCCUCUAUGUCUAUUAUAAUACCCCAGCCAUGGGGCAACCCAAAACCCAUGUCUCCAACUGUAUCUUUGGUAACCCCCAUCAAACCCUUAAGUGCACCGGUUGAUAUGUCAUCUCCCAUCUCCCAGAAAGGUCUGACUGAGACAUUGCUCAAGGACUUUGAGGACAGGAGAAUCAAACUGAAGCUGGAAGAAAGUGCAUAUGCUGGAAUCCAACCUAUCGAUGCCAUAAACAAUGAGGUCGUAGAGGCCACCCGUGUAACAAGGCAUAAAAACCAACGAGCCUUGCAGUGGGAGGCAGGCAUGUACACCAACCAGGAGAGCGAAUGAAUCGGCGGCAACUUAACAGAUGCAACAACAUAACAACUGCAAUCCUUCAGUGGACUGGAUUUAAUCCCAUACUGCAUUUACAAGCAAACUACACUUGCACCACCUCACUAUAUAAAGUCAAUGCAUUUCUAACAUGGACAUUUCAUUCACAGUUUAGCUAGCUGUUCAGAAUCGACUGACAUGGUGGAAUUAGGUGUAGGUGUGGAGAGCAUCUUGCCUGCUUGAGGUGAAGUGUAUACAUUACCCAGAUUAGUAAUGUCACCAACUGUCAAAUAGUUUGUAGGUUAGGCUUGCUUUUUAAAUGAUGAAUACAAUUAAAUAAGUAAAUUAGAAGCACGGCCGAGUUUUAACACAAAUAGAAGGGCCCAUGAAAUCUGGACCUGGACACAAACUCAUUUAGACACAAGCUUGUAGAUUUAACUAAGUAAUUUCUACUUUGAAGUAAUGCUGAAUAUCGCUUUUUACUGAAAAAUUAUUAACUGAAGAUUUUUAUGUCAUUUUUAUUUUUAUUAUUUGUAUUGAAUAUUGAAGUUGGUAAAUAUUUGGAGAUUUUUGCAGUAUUGUUAGGCUUCAUGUCUAAAAAACUAUUUUAAAGUCUUUGCUUUAUUAAAGUUGUUUAAGCAUUUUGUUUUAGUCUGUGUAUAAUACCAAGAGAUGAUACUGUUGUAUUAUGUUUUUACUAAUAGGCCUAAUAGUAAUCAUAAAAGAUUUUUUUUAUCAAAUUCUAUAUUAAGAAAACCAAAAUAAAACGAAUUUGGGAUUGGUUUACUUGAUGUAUUUACUAGUCAUCUGUAUUUAAACUGCACCUGUUUGUUGUGAUAGUGAUGCUGACUUUGUUUCGAGUUUAAAAAGCUGCGUUUGAGCAAUGUUAAUAUGUUGGGACAAAUAAGCUAUUUAAUUUGUAAUUUAACAAAAGUUAUUAUGGAGAAAAAUCUUUCAAGCAGCUAAUAGUACGUUCAUUAUCUGAGCGUCUUGUUUGCUAAUGUUCACAAACACAUUCUCAUCCCGCUGUCAAGAAUCUAGCAUAUCUAGCCUACCUUCUGUCUUUCCUCACAUGCAUAGUUUCAGGUCCUAAUCCCUCUUUUAGCAUAACUCUUUGCAUUUUUUUAUUUUUUUUUUUUGAAUUAUAUUAUCAAGCUAAAUAAUUACUGUUCAAAAACUGUUCUUUUAAUUUUUCUUUGAAUGCAGUACAUGUAAGACCAUGGGACUACGGCGCCCCCUAGUGAAUAAACAUCAUUAACAUAACAUUCUAAAAGAAUGCACUUCAAUUAGCUGAAGUGUUUGGUCAUUUACACAAUAUAUUAAAUAAAGCCAUAAACCGCAGAAAAAUCACAUCUGAGACUGAACCCCUGUGUUGGCGACACUUUGUUUUAUGUUCUCUGAGGUGAAGUAAGUGCAAUCUCAUCAAUUUACAAGAAGCAACAAGUUUUCUUUAAAAUCACUUUCAUUUCAGUCACACAGCUUCCAUCCUGCAUAAUCCUUUGCACUUUCAUAUCAAUUAAAAUUUAUUCCUGUUGGAUACA
Molecule: messenger RNA, 4380 nt
Organism: Danio aesculapii
Lineage: Eukaryota; Metazoa; Chordata; Actinopteri; Cypriniformes; Danionidae
Gene: misp
Product: mitotic spindle positioning
Exons: 5
Coding region: 290-2857 (855 amino acids)
Source: RefSeq, a predicted model, not a curated record